Adineta steineri is the source of this 1806-nucleotide messenger RNA. NCBI's taxonomy places the organism in Eukaryota, Metazoa, Rotifera, Eurotatoria, Adinetida, Adinetidae. The record is from the annotation of a GenBank genome assembly.
AUGAGUUAUUACGGUCGAGGUAAUAAUAAUAAUUAUAGAUCAUCAAACUAUGGAAAUCGUCAGGGCGCAAGCAAUGGAAAUAAUUUUCUUGAUAAUCUUGAUUCAUUUGACAUUGCACCACUACGUCCAGGUCAACCAAUAAUUAAAAAUUUCUAUUCCGAAACAUCAUUAAUAGCUAAUCGAGGACAACAAGUAACCGAUCAAUUUUAUCUUCAAAAUGAAAUGGCAAUACAAGGUUUUGCACCUAAACCAAUACUUGCAUUUGAUGAAGUUCAAUUUCCUGCUUCUAUUCAACAUGUAAUGCAAAGACUUGGUUAUGUUCGACCAACAGCGAUUCAGUCACAAGCAUGGCCUAUACUUUUACAUGGCAAUGAUCUUGUUGGUAUUGCUCAAACAGGUUCAGGAAAAACUUUAUCGUUUCUUUUACCUGCAUUGAUUCAUGCUAACGGUCAAACAGAUAAUAGAUCCGGUGAUCCAUUAGUUCUUAUUCUAGCACCUACACGUGAAUUAGCUCAACAAAUUCAAGUAGUUGGAGCUGAUUUUUGUGCAGCAACACGUAUGCGUAGUACCUGCGUUUAUGGUGGUGCUCCAAAACCACCACAACAACGUGAAAUAAAAUAUGGUUUAGAAAUUUGUAUUGCUACACCAGGACGUCUGCUCGAUUUUGUACGUGAAAAAACAAUUAAUCUUGAUCGUGUUACAUUUCUUGUUUUGGAUGAAGCUGAUCGAAUGCUUGAUAUGGGUUUUGAACCACAAAUUCGUAAAAUUAUUAAAUGUAUUCGAUCUGAUCGUCAAACAGCAAUGUUUAGUGCAACAUGGCCAAAAGAAGUGCAAAAAUUAGCAUCAGAUUUUAUGACAAAUGCUUCACAUAUAACAUUAGGUAAAGCAAUAUUAAAUGCCAAUCAAAAUAUUCAUCAAAUAGUUGAUGUUUGUGAAGAACGUGAAAAAGAACAAAAGUUAAUAAAAGUUUUAGCUGCUGUUAUGCGUGAUCAAGAUUGUAAAGUGAUUAUAUUUGCCCAAACUAAAAAACGUGUUGAUGAUAUAUUUUACACAAUUAAACGUCUUGGUUAUCCGGUACUCUCUAUUCAUGGAAAUAAACGUCAAAAUGAACGUGAUCGAGUUUUACAAGAAUUUCGAUCACGACCACGUAUUAUUCUCAUUGCAACGGAUGUUGCUGCUCGUGGUUUAGAUGUCGAAGAUGUACGUAUUGUUAUUAAUCUUGAUUAUCCAGCACAAACCGAAGAUUAUGUUCAUCGUAUUGGUCGUACAGCUCGUUCCGGUACGAAAGGAACUGCUUAUACAUUUUUUACUCGUGAAAAUGCUAGACAAGCACAUGAUUUAAUACAAUUACUUAAAGAUUCAAAUCAAGAUGUAAAUGAAAAAUUACAUAGUAUGUCAAAAGCAAAAUUUUUUGCUAAUCGAAACAGUACUUAUGGUAAAGGAUUUACUGGACGUAUUGAUAUAAAUCAUAAUGGUUUGGAUAAUACUCGACAUACUCGUUUUAGUGAGAAACGUUCACGUAGUCGUAGUCCAGUUAAUUCAACUCAGAAUGAUACAACACAAAAUUUUAAACGUUCUCGUUUUGAUAAUAAUGUUGCACCUCGACAUCCUUAUUCACAACAAAUAAAUGGAAAAUCUCAAGUCAAUGGAGGAACUAUUCCAUCACAACCGACUCCAUCUUUUAAUACAUUAUACAAUCAAAUAAAAACAAUUCCACCACCUCCUAUGUCAUCAACAAUGUAUUCACAAGCUUAUCAAAUGUAUACACAACCGCCUCUACCACCUGGUCCACCUCCAUCAUCAUAA